Messenger RNA from Vicia faba (fava bean), 387 nucleotides. The record is from the annotation of a GenBank genome assembly. NCBI's taxonomy places the organism in Eukaryota, Viridiplantae, Streptophyta, Magnoliopsida, Fabales, Fabaceae.
AUGCUCUUGCCUUCAAUGUUGCUGCGCCCCUUAGAGCUGCAUAUAUCAAGAAAAUACCACGUUGCGAUAUUUCAAUUAAGAAAUAAAAUAAUCGGCCAUUCCUUAAAAAAUCUUUCCAACGAGGAAAUUAAUAUGAAAAAGUGGUGGUUAAGAUACAAGCCUGAUAUGGGUACUCUUCAUUUGUGGAAAUGUUAUUAUGUUCGUCUGCAAUGCUUGGAUCCGGAGUGUCGUAUCAGUAGGCUUCGCAGAGUUAGCUUGGUGAUCGGUGGUCUGUUGUGGGAUCUACAUGUAAUCCAGUUCUUGAGCUUUGGCUGCUUGCAGUUCUGUUUCGGGGGUAUCGAUCGGGGUAAAUUGGCGGUUGGGCAUCUCUAUUCGGCAGCAUUGUGA